Microthlaspi erraticum is the source of this 1098-nucleotide messenger RNA. The record is from the annotation of a GenBank genome assembly. NCBI's taxonomy places the organism in Eukaryota, Viridiplantae, Streptophyta, Magnoliopsida, Brassicales, Brassicaceae.
AUGGAUCGAAUCAGCGAGUUAUCAGAUGAGUUGCUGAUUGAGAUCCUAUCGCGUUUUCCAACAAAAGAUGCCAUCUCCACUUGCAAGCUGUCGAAACGAUGGAAGUGUCUCUGGAUAGCUCCGGUUAUCCAAAGCUUCCGUCUGAACAUAUCAGUUCCACGUGCUAUAACUGAAGACGUCAAGACAUGGCUUGCGAUCGCAACUUCUCGCUCCCUCCGCGAGCUUGAUGUAUCUUAUUGUUGUUAUCCGAUAAAGCCAGGCAAAACUCGUUAUGAUCCUCCGGGGAAGCAUGGCAUAUUGCCGCUUAGCUUGUAUGCCUGCAGAUCUCUCGUGGUCUUGAAACUCAGUGGCCAUAUUCUCAUGAAUGUUCCUCGUCGUAUGGUUUGUCUUCCUUCCCUGAAAACUUUGCAGCUUCGAGAAGUGAGUGGCUUACAUGGAAAAUCUCUUGGACGGCUUCUGUCUAUUUGUCCCGUUAUUGAAAACCUAUUGGUGGAUUUUAGUGAUAGGUUAGAGAUUGAUACUCCUUCUUUGAAGUAUUUGAGACUUGAGGACGGUAAUGAUGAGAAUGAGUCAUGUUUGAUUGAGAACAUGCCUGAGCUGGAAGAGGCAUAUGUAGAUGUUAGAUACCCUGAUAUCCAGAGUCUUGUGGGAUCAAUCCAAUCUGUCAAGCAUCUCACAAUAUGUUCAAAGGCUCUGUAUGGUGACGGUUUUGUCUUCAGACACCUUGAAGAGUUGAAGCUAUGUGAUUGCUCUGAGUGUUCGUCUAUGCUGCUUUCUCGGUUGCUCACAGAUUCUCCUAACUUGCGAGUUCUCAACAUCUUUCAAAUGAGAAGGCAUGACGACAAAGAUAUGGUUCUAUGGAAUCGACCUAGUCAUGUUCCUGCAUGUUUUGAGUCGAGCCUAGAGACUUUCAUCUGGUCAGGAUACUUGGGAAGACAACAAGAGAGGAAGAUCGCGGUUUACAUCUUGAAACGGGAUUUUCUCCUAAAGACUGCAAGAAUCUCAUAUGUUGUUAACAGUAUUCUGAAACUUAAGAUGCUUAAGGACUUUGCAGAGUCUUCACGAGCAUCGUCGAAAUGCAAACUCUUUUUUGAUUAA